Molecule: messenger RNA, 1284 nt
Organism: Arthroderma uncinatum
Lineage: Eukaryota; Fungi; Ascomycota; Eurotiomycetes; Onygenales; Arthrodermataceae
Product: dipeptidase 1
Exons: 4
Coding region: 1-1284 (427 amino acids)
Biological process (GO): proteolysis
Molecular function (GO): metallodipeptidase activity
Source: RefSeq, a predicted model, not a curated record
AUGGCUCCAGAAAGCCGGUCCGUUCUCGCCAAUGCUGGCUUAUUCGUAUCACUUCUAGCUCUCACCAGCCUUGUACCAGUGCAGGCCGCCGUCACCUCAUCUACUCCAGAUUACGCAAAGCGUGCAGAGCGUAUUCUCAAAGGCACUCCACUGAUAGAUGGGCACAAUGACUUACCCUUUGCUAUCCGGAGAUCUACCAAUGAUCAGAUCUAUAAUGGAAAGGUCCCCUUUGAGACCGCACUGAAAGGCCAUACUGAUCUCCCUCGAAUGAGAAAGGGGCAAAUGGGCGGACAGUUCUGGAGUGUGUUCAUUCCGUGUCCGUCGGACCCUAACGCUCCAAUUAAUUUCCCAACGUAUGCAACCAGGGAUACACUGGAGCAGAUCGACUUGGCAAGGCGACUUGUGGAUAAGUACUCCAAGGAUCUCAUGUUCUGCGAUAAUCCUGGAUGCGCAAAGAGGGCCUUCAGACAAGGUAAAAUCGGCAGUUUCAUUGGUAUCGAGGGAGGACAUCAAGUCGGCAAUUCCAUUGCGGCCCUACGCCAGGCCUUCUAUGCCGGAGCUCGCUACAUGACCAUUACCCAUAACUGUGACAAUGCAUGGGCAACGGCGGCGUCCACCGUCAGGGCAGGCAAACCUGACUUGGGCAUGACAGAAUUUGGAAGUCAGCUGGUCAAAGAAAUGAACCGUCUCGGCAUGCUCGUCGACCUAUCGCAUGUUUCUCACCAGACCAUGAGAGACGUCCUCAAGAUCGCCCAGGCACCAGUCAUAUUCUCACAUUCAUCUUCCUAUGAAGUUUCCAAGCAUCUGCGCAACGUCCCCGACGAUGUUCUCAAGACCGUCGCCAAGAACAAUGGAGUGGUCAUGGUUACUUUUGUGCGCACCUUCGUCAAUGUCACUGACCCAGAUUCGGUAAACAUUGACACUAUCGUCAAGCACAUCUUCCACAUCGCCGAGGUUGCUGGAUGGGACCACGUCGGCCUCGGUGGUGACUAUGACGGCACCUCCGAGCUUCCAAAGGGCCUUGAAGAUGUUUCGAAAUAUCCAGAUCUUAUCGCCAAAGUCCUCGAAAACGGUGCUACCGAUGCACAGGUACGCAAGCUCGUAGGAGAGAACGUCCUACGUGUCUGGACCGAGGUGGAACAGAUCAGCAAGAAGAUUCAAAGGUCCGGCGCACUCCCAGUCGAGGAGAUCUGGGAGGGCAGGAAUGGAACACUCGCAAAGCGAUCCGCAUCCACGUUUAUUCCUAUGGAGGGCCCAGCUCCAUACGAGUUCGGGUGCGAUUAG